Molecule: messenger RNA, 1332 nt
Organism: Funneliformis caledonium
Lineage: Eukaryota; Fungi; Glomeromycota; Glomeromycetes; Glomerales; Glomeraceae
Source: the annotation of a GenBank genome assembly
AUGGAUGCACUCAAUCUUGGUUUAGAAGAUAAAUCAGCUAACUAUCCUAAGACAGCAACAUCUUUUAAGUCUCUUGAAAGUCAAGAAUCAUUAUCUACAAGAACGACAUCAUCAAUUACAUCAAAAUCAUCAAUAAAAACAAUACCUAAGAAUAAACGUAUUGAUGUUAUUGAAGAGUAUAAGAAACGGAGUUCUGAUAAGGUUUCGUUAAAUUUAGUGAUUAUUGUCAAUGAAAAGACCAUGAGAAAGUAUGAAAGGGAUUCUUCAAAAAUUGGAAAGUCUUCUUUUGCAUACGCAUGGGUUCUUGAUGAAACAGGUGAAGAAAGAUCAAGAGGUAUUACUAUGGAUAUUGCAAUCACAAAAUUUGAAACCGAGCAUAGGCGAUUUACAUUGUUAGAUGCUCCCGGACAUCGGGAUUUUAUUCCUAACAUGAUUUCGGGUGCAGCUCAGGCAGAUGUUGCUAUUCUUGUGGUUGAUGCCACCACCGGUGAAUUUGAAGCUGGAUUCGAUGCAAAUGGUCAAACAAAAGAACACGCUUUGCUUGUUAGAAGUUUGGGCGUUCAACAAUUAAUCGUUGCGAUAAAUAAAUUAGAUGUUGUAAAUUGGUCACAAGAUAGAUAUAAGGAAAUCAUGGCCAAAUUAAAUCCAUUUUUGACUCAAGCUGGAUUUAAAAAGGACAAAGUAAUAUAUGUCCCUUGUAGUGGAUUGACUGGGGAAAAUCUGUUAAAGAGGUCUGAAAACGUAUUGGAAUGGUAUUCUGGGCCAACAUUAGUUGAACAAAUAGAUCAAUUCGAACCUCCUAUACGGCUUUUAGAAAAGCCAUUCCGACUUUCUGUUUCGGAUUUUUUCAAAGGAGGAAUAGGGAGCAUGGGCGGUGUUACUGUUGCUGGGAGAAUAGAGGCGGGAAAUAUUCAGAUUGGCGAAGGUGUCACGGUAAUCCCUGGUGGAGAACAUGGAGUUGUAAAAGGUUUGGAAGUAAAUAAUUCGUCUUCAAAAUGGGCUGUAGCAGGGGAUUCUGUUUUAAUGACAUUAGCUGAAUUGGACAUUAUUCAACUCAAAGGAUUUCCUGUUAUACUUCAUAGACAAAGUCUUAAUGAGCCAGCUAUUAUCACAAAAUUGAUAUCGAUCUUGGAUAAAAGUACGGGGGCAAUUUUAAAGAAAAACCCUAGAUGUCUUGUUAAAUCAUCAAAUGCGAUUGUUGAAAUUGAACUUUCUAAUAGACCAAUUCCUCUAGAAACUUUUAAGGAAAAUAAAGAAUUAGGAAGAAUUAUGUUAAGAAAAGGUGGAGAAACAGUUGCUGCUGGUAUUGUUACUAAUGUAAGUAUAUUAUAA